Spea bombifrons (plains spadefoot toad) is the source of this 1797-nucleotide messenger RNA. RefSeq names its product protein-L-isoaspartate (D-aspartate) O-methyltransferase (gene PCMT1). Gene Ontology annotation, biological process: protein modification process. Lineage: Eukaryota; Metazoa; Chordata; Amphibia; Anura; Pelobatidae. Gene Ontology annotation, cellular component: cytoplasm. The record is from RefSeq and is a predicted model, not a curated record. The coding region runs from base 38 to 955 and encodes 305 amino acids. Gene Ontology annotation, molecular function: protein-L-isoaspartate (D-aspartate) O-methyltransferase activity. The transcript has 8 exons.
AUACGUCAAGAGAAAAGCCAGCAUAGGACUGUGACGUAUGCCAAUGCCAGCGUUAGGCGUGACUAAUAAUGCGUCUGAUGUGGCGUCACUGGGCGUGUCUGUGCGCCUCCAUCACGGGCCUCAGUCUGUGCAUAGCGCCACCCAUUCCUCGUCUGGAGGGUCUUCGGAUGACGUCUCUUGGCUGGAAGUGCUGGGUUUUCUGGGCAGGCUGCUGGGCGCAGUCGCCGCGCUGAAAACGGCUGAGUACUUGCUCCGUGCGCUGUGUGUAGUUAUGGCCUGGAAGUCAGGGGGAGCCAGCCACUCCGAGCUGGUCAACAAUCUGCGCAAAAACGGAAUAAUUAAAUCAGAUCGUGUAUUUGAAGUAAUGCUGGAAACAGAUCGCAGACACUAUGCAAAAUGUAAUCCAUACAUGGACUCUCCUCAGUCAAUAGGUUAUCAAGCAACAAUUAGUGCGCCACACAUGCAUGCAUAUGCGCUAGAACUCCUUCAUGACCAGUUACAUGAAGGUGCCAAAGCUCUUGAUGUAGGGUCAGGAAGUGGAAUCCUUACUGCAUGCUUUGCCAGGAUGGUUGGGCCUAAAGGACGUGUAGUAGGAAUUGAUCAUAUUAAAGAAUUAGUAGAGGAUUCUGUAAAUAAUGUAAAAAAAGAUGAUCCUACAUUGCUUUCUUCUGGCCGUGUGAAACUGUUAGUUGGAGAUGGGAGAAUGGGUUAUCUAGAAGAAGCACCUUAUGAUGCUAUUCAUGUUGGGGCAGCAGCACCAGUUGUUCCUCAAGCACUUAUAGAUCAACUAAAACCUGGAGGAAGACUUAUACUACCUGUCGGCCCUGCUGGUGGAAACCAAAUGUUGGAGCAAUAUGACAAGCUAGAAGAUGGAAGUGCCAAAAUGAAACCUCUGAUGGGGGUGAUCUAUGUGCCUUUAACAGACAAAGAAAAGCAAUGGUCCAGGUGGAAGUGAUUUUCUGUUCCACUUUCUCCUUCCAAAUACACAAAAGGGAUGAAUUAUAACGGCUCAAUCACUCCGAUCCAAACAUAGUAUUAUUGUGCCCACCUGCACUCUUCAGAAUCAGCAACUCAGCUUGUUUUGAACUUUGUUACUCAGUUAAAAGCGGCAUGAAAACGUAGGGUUUUUCUUUUUUGUUUGAAGAUUUUAAAAUUGUAAAAAGAGAUUGUAAAUCUCACUUGAAAAAAAUAGCAUUUCCGCAUUUUUCUUUUCAAUUUUAAGUGUGUUGAUGCAGAAUUGCUUAAACGCAACAAUACUCGCAGUGGGUUGAUUUUGCAUUUUUGUUUUCAUCUCUGGAUAAAUUUGGACUGUAAUGUUCACUUUGGUCAUCAAAUGACACUACAGUUACUGCACAACAUCAAGUUUUUGCUAAUUGCUGCUAUAUAAAUGAGCUUCCUUUUGAAAGUUUUAUUUUUAUGUGGAGUCGUAGACUAGCAUGUGGAUUCAGCUUUACCAUACUACAAAAAAAAGUGUAUGUCUGAUCUUGUCCCAUCCUGAAGAGGCCACAGACCGCCCUCUAGUCUUCACUGCAUCAAAGUGAACAACUGUCUAGCUAUCUUAAUCUAUUCCGAUUGACCAUAUUUUUUUUAUCCUAUAUCAGAGUAACUGGCAUUCUGCUGUCCAAGCUCUUACGCGGUUAAUGCAGUUUUGCGUUCACUUCUAUGUAUGACAUGACAUCAACAUGUGCUAUGUAAGCAUUGUUCUUAUUAAUUGAACAGUUUAUGCUUAUUUGCCAAAUAAAGUAAAAGGAAAAAAAACAUGUGACUUUUGUGAAGCAUCAAAUAGGUUUGGGACAC